UGGCGCUGUGGUUUAUAGUUCCUCCGUUCACCCUUCACGCCGCAGAAGAGGAGCGAGGAUGCAGCGAGACAAAAGCGGCGGCUCCGGCGGCGAUAAGCCGGACCGGGAGACCGCCAUCAUGUCCAAGUACUACGACGGAGUGGAGUUUCCGUUCUGCGACGAGUUCUCCAAGUACGAGAAGCUCGCCAAGAUCGGACAGGGCACCUUCGGGGAGGUGUUCAAAGCCAAACACAGACAGACGGGUAAGAAGGUGGCUCUGAAGAAGGUGCUGAUGGAAAAUGAGAAAGAAGGGUUCCCCAUCACAGCUCUGAGGGAGAUCAAAAUCCUCCAGCUGUUGAAGCACGAGAAUGUCGUGAACCUGAUAGAGAUCUGCAGAACCAAAGCCACCCAGUUUAACCGCUACAAGGGCAGCAUCUACCUUGUGUUUGAUUUCUGCGAGCAUGAUCUGGCCGGGUUGCUCAGCAACGCCAACGUUAAGUUCACGCUGUCCGAGAUAAAGAAGGUCAUGCAGAUGCUCCUGAAUGGCCUCUACUACAUCCACAGGAACAAGAUUCUGCACAGAGACAUGAAGGCGGCGAACGUUCUGAUCACGAGGGACGGCAUCCUGAAGCUGGCUGAUUUUGGGCUGGCCCGAGCCUUCAGUCUGGCUAAGAACAGCCAGGGGAACCGCUACACCAACCGCGUGGUCACCCUGUGGUACCGACCGCCGGAGCUACUGCUAGGAGAGCGUGAUUAUGGUCCUCCUAUUGACCUGUGGGGCGCCGGCUGUAUCAUGGCUGAGAUGUGGACCAGGAGCCCCAUCAUGCAGGGCAACACAGAGCAGCAUCAGUUAACGCUCAUCAGCCAGCUGUGUGGAUCCAUCACUGCAGAGGUGUGGCCAGGUGUGGAUAAGAAGUACGAGCUGUAUCAGAAGAUGGAGCUGCCGAAGGGUCAGAAGCGGAAGGUGAAGGACAGGCUGAAGGCGUACGUUAAGGACCCCUACGCUCUGGACCUCAUCGACAAGCUGCUGGUUCUGGACCCCGCGCAGAGGAUCGACAGCGACGACGCGCUCAACCACGACUUCUUCUGGUCCGACCCCAUGCCCUCCGACCUCAAGAACAUGCUCUCCACGCACAACACCUCCAUGUUCGAGUACCUGGCCCCACCCAGGCGCCGAGGUCACAUGCCCCAGCCGCCAGCCAAUCAGAACAGAAACCCUGCCACCACUAGCCAACCGGAGUUCGACAGGGUGUUUUGAUUCAGUGACCAGAAGAACAAGACUUCUGACUGGAUCAGGGAGCAGGACCAGGACCAGGACCAGGACCGGCCUCAUCCUGUAGCGAGAAAACAUGAUUUACAUAUAUUUAUACUUAUCGCUUCAUGGCGCUCUGUUGAUCUUUUCAGCUAUUUUGGUCUGGGAUCAGGUCGGCUGUGUCUGUGCUGGGUUUGGUCACUGUGUGUCAUCUGGGAACAGUGGUUUGAUGGGAAUGAAUGCCUUGGUAAGGCAUUUUAGAGUAAACAACGAAAGAAUUAUUAUGAUGGUGUGUGGGAGGGGAACAUAGACUUAUACUCAAAAAAAAUGACUAAAUCUGGAAUUUCACUUAUUUGUCCCAUUCAGGGGCAACUUUUGUGGCACAACAUGAUCCUGGUCUUGGAUUUAAUGACGUCAGUGAAGUCUAAGAGCCGGUCGACGAUGCGCAGCAUCUCAAAAGAAGAGGUGUGCAGGUUUUUCAGAUGGCGAUCAGCUCUCUCCCCAUCUGUGUAUUUCCAAUUUUAUUUUUUAUUUACUUUUUUUAUAAAGCGUUUAUUUGAAAGGUGGAGUUUGUUUUGGGUUCGUUUGUUGGUUGAUGAAGUACUUGUGAGUAUAACACCAAUAAACCUCUCACUUCGCUCAA
Molecule: messenger RNA, 1874 nt
Organism: Colossoma macropomum (tambaqui)
Lineage: Eukaryota; Metazoa; Chordata; Actinopteri; Characiformes; Serrasalmidae
Gene: cdk9
Product: cyclin-dependent kinase 9 (CDC2-related kinase)
Exons: 8
Coding region: 59-1237 (392 amino acids)
Biological process (GO): protein phosphorylation
Cellular component (GO): nucleus
Molecular function (GO): ATP binding; cyclin-dependent protein serine/threonine kinase activity
Source: RefSeq, a predicted model, not a curated record